Carya illinoinensis is the source of this 1511-nucleotide messenger RNA. Its product is annotated as CYP enzymes assisting alcohol dehydrogenase-like. The transcript has 7 exons. Gene Ontology annotation, cellular component: cytosol. Lineage: Eukaryota; Viridiplantae; Streptophyta; Magnoliopsida; Fagales; Juglandaceae. The coding region runs from base 125 to 1261 and encodes 378 amino acids. The record is from RefSeq and is a predicted model, not a curated record. Gene Ontology annotation, molecular function: zinc ion binding; S-(hydroxymethyl)glutathione dehydrogenase [NAD(P)+] activity. Gene Ontology annotation, biological process: formaldehyde catabolic process.
AUGUCUGUAAAAUGAUCGUACUUCACUUACUAUAUGCGUUUUUAAGUGGAAUAUUUACAGAAGCAAAGAAACAAUUAACCUUCCAAAUUCCAUCGAUAAGUUUGGUUUGUUAACUAGCUAGGCAAUGUCCAAGAGCGAUUCUCUGGUCAUAACAUGCAAAGCGGUGGUGUGUUGGGGGAUGGGGGAGCCGGUGAAGGUGGAAGAGAUACAAGUGGAGCCACCAAAAUCAUGUGAAGCACGCAUCAAAACCCUGUAUGCUAGUGUGUGCCACACCGACAUCUUAUUAACAAAUGGCUUCCCAAUCCCUGCUUUCCCUCGAGUUUUAGGACAUGAAGGUGUUGGUGUAAUAGAGAGUGUGGGUGAGGAAGUAACAGAUCUUAAAGAAGGAGAUCUUGUCAUUCCAACCUUCCUUGGGGAGUGCCAAGACUGUGAGAAUUGUUUGUCAGGAAAGACCAACUUGUGCCUUAAAUACCCAGUACCCUUCAGUGGACUUAUGCCUGAUGGCACUUCAAGAAUGACUGCAAGAGGCCAGAUGCUGUAUCACUCCUUUUCUUGCUCUACAUGGUCUGAGUACUUGGUUGUUGAUGCUAAUUACAUCCUCAAGCUUGAUCCAAGCGUAAAUCUACAUCAUGCUAGUUUUCUCUCAUGUGGAUUUUCAACUGGAUUUGGGGCUGCUUGGAAGGAAGUUGGGGUUGAAAAAGGAUCAAGUGUUGCUGUUCUUGGUCUUGGUGCUGUUGGAUUAGGGGCAAUAGAAGGGGCCAGAAUGCAAGGGGCAGCAAAGAUAAUUGGCAUUGACAAAAAUGAGACAAAAAGAACAAAAGGAGAAGCUUUUGGAAUGACUGACUUUAUAAAUCCUGAAAGAGAUGUCCAUAAAUCUAUUUCCAAGCUAGUUAAAGAAUUAACAGGUGGAAUGGGUGUGGAUUAUUGCUUUGAAUGCACAGGGGUUGCACCCUUGGUCAAUGAAGCUCUCCAAGCAACAAAAAUGGGAAAAGGUCAAACAAUAGUAAUUGGAGAAGGAAAUCAUGCAACUGUGGAGAUCAAUUUCCUUUCCCUAGUGUUUGGUGGGAAUUUGAAGGGUUCCAUUUUUGGUGGGCUCAGAGCCAAAACUGACCUUCCUAUUAUAAUCGACAAAUGCAAAAAUAAGGAAAUCCAACUUGAUGAACUUUUGACUCACGAAGUUAGAUUGGAAGACAUAGAUAAAGCAUUUGAGCAACUGAAACAACCUGAUUGUGUGAAGGUUCUUAUCAAGCUGUGUGAUUGAUUCCUAGCCUUUUGCUUGUACAAGGGUUAAUAUGAUAAUUAAUGGAUUGCAUAAUAUAAGUAGGAUUUUCCUUUUUAAUUGCCGGUAGCAAUCAAGUUACAAUAACAUAUUAGUUAUGUUCAUGGUAGUUGUUGAACAUUGGGUUAUCACACACACAACCAAUGAUUACCCAUCAUCUUAAACUUUUGGGAUAAGUGGUGAUUUCACAUUAUAUCAGAGCAUGCGCGGAGGUCCUGAAUUUGAACCCUAA